AUGAUGCUGCCAGUGUCAAGGUUUAAAGGUCAGCCGGUUGGCAUGGUAACAACCACAGCACCCUGGCUGUUCUUCAGCAGUGACCCAGCCCCCCACUGGCUUUGGAUGGACCGCUGGUCAACAGUAUCAUACCAGGCCACGCCCCCUCAGCUAUUCUACCCCCCAGCUGUUUGGGUACCUGAUCCCACACCACUGAUACAGUGGGAACGUCAGGCUGUUGAAGUAGUUCCUCUGGUUCCUUCAUUCUAUCGCUCUUCACCUCUAUAUCCUCCUCAUCCUCUCCCCAAGGAAGUUGCCGUGUUCCAGAGGAGAGACAAACCUCUCCUAACCAAUGACAUCAGACACGUCCCUAGGACACGCCUGCUGCUGUCGUCCUCUCCACUCUCAGUUAAGAUAUCACCUGACACAGGACACAAAGUGAUGGCUCCAACAAAGAGCCUAGCGGAGACCAACGGACCGCCAGGUGUCCACAUAGAGACCAACAGAUUGUCAGGUGUCCACGUAGAGACCAACAGAUUGUCAGGUGUCUACUUAGAGACCAACAGGUUGUCACGUGUCCACUUAGAGACCAACAGAUUGUCCGGUGUCCACUUAGAGACCAACAGGUCAUCAGGUGUCCACUUGGAGACCAACAGAUUGUCCGGUGUCUACAAAGAGACCAACAGAUUGUCAGGUGUCUACGUAGAGACCAACAGAUUGUCAGGUGUCUAUGUAGAGACCAACAGGUCGUCAGGUGUCUAUGGAGAGACCAACAGAUUGUCAGGUGUCUAUGUAGAGACCAACAGGUCGUCAGGUGUCUAUGGAGAGACCAACAGAUUGUCAGGUGUCUAUGUAGAGACCAACAGGUCGUCAGGUGUCCACUUAGAGACCAACAGAUUGUCCAGUGUCCACAAAGAGACCAACAGAUUAUCAGGUGUCUAUGUAGAGACCCACAGAUUGUCAGGUGUCUAUGUAGAGACCCACAGAUUGUCAGGUGUCUACGUAGAGACCAACAGAUUGUCAGGUGUCUACAAAGACACCAACAGAUUGUCAGGUGUCCACUUGGAGACCAACAGAUUGUCCGGUGUCUACAAAGAGACCAACAGAUUGUCAGGUGUCUACGUAGAGACCAACAGAUUGUCAGGUGUCCACUUGGAGACCAACAGAUUGUCCGGUGUCUACAAUGAGAUCAACAGAUUGUCAGGUGUCCACGUAGAGACCAACAGAUUGUCAGGUGUCCACGUAGAGACCAACAGAUUGUCAGGUGUCCACGUAGAGACCAACAGAUUGUCAGGUGUCCACGUAGAGACCAACAGAUUGUCAGGUGUCCACGUAGAGAUCAACAGAUUGUCAGGUGUCCACGUAGAGACCAACAGAUUGUCAGGUGUACACCUCGUGUUACAAGAGACUCAAAAAAGACCAGAGACAAGGAGCCAGAGGACACCAGCUCCUCCUCCUCAUCCUCCUCCCUCCCUCUGCACCUCCUUGCUGUGUCUCCUCUUCACCAGCAUCUCCUCAGUGCUCCUCCUCCAACAGCUCUGCAUUGAUAGGUGGCCUGUAUUACCUUUCCAGCUGAAGGAAGUUCAUCCGUCCAUCUUCUCGUCCCCGUUUUCUUCCAGAUUCACUCUGUUGUCAAACUACAGACAGAGACACAAGAAGCGAGGGAUGAGUGGAGGUGAAGUUUCUUAUAGAGGAGCGUUACUGCUGAGAACGAGGAGAACAAAGAACGACAACAAACGGUGUGUUUCUGUGUCUUUAGGCAGAGAAGAGGAGGAAGACGAAGAGGAGGAGGGAAGUGAAGGAGGAAGAAAAGACAAACGUCCUGUCGCCUCCACACCUGUCCCAGGGUCGCCAUGGUGUGUGGUGUGGACCGGAGAUGACCAGGUCUUCUUCUUCAAUCCCACAAUUCAUCUGUCUGUCUGGGAAAGACCAGGCGAGCUGAUUGGUCGAGACAUCAGCCGCAUCAUCGCGGACCCGCCCCACAAGAGGAAGAAGACAACACCUGCUGGUCUGUCAUCCUGCUGUCCAUUACCUGGUCUCCAUGGUAACGAUGAAGAUAAAGAUGAUGAACAUGAACAAAACUCCAAAAGGAACAGAAUAGAAGAACCUCUGUCGCUUGUCCCUCGUCCAGGAGAAGUUAAACUCCUCCCCCUGGAGCUUCGGAUCGCUCAUUUUAGGGAAAUGAUGCUCGAGAGAGGGGUGUCGGCGUUCUCCACCUGGGAGAAGGAGCUCCAUAAAAUGGUGUUUGAUCCUCGAUACCUGCUGCUGACCUCAGAUCAGAGGAAACAGGUGUUUGACCAGUUUGUGAAGAGCAGGCUGAAGGACGAGUACAAAGAGAAGAAGAAUAAACUCCAGAAAGCCAGAGAAGAGUUCAAAAAGCUGCUGGAGGAGGCUAAGAUUACCAGCAGAUCGACCUUUAAGGAGUUUUGUUCUCAUUACCGUGGUGACCAGCGGUUCGACGCCCUGAACAGGAAGAAGGAACAGGAAAUACUAUUUCACCAUUACAUCACAUCCUUAAAGAAACGGGACAAGGAGAACAGAGCCAGACUGAGGAAGAUGAGAUGA
This is a messenger RNA of Anoplopoma fimbria (sablefish), 2544 nucleotides long. It is a transcript of the gene tcerg1l, whose product is annotated as transcription elongation regulator 1 like. The transcript has 15 exons. NCBI's taxonomy places the organism in Eukaryota, Metazoa, Chordata, Actinopteri, Perciformes, Anoplopomatidae. The record is from RefSeq and is a predicted model, not a curated record. Gene Ontology annotation, cellular component: nucleus. The coding region runs from base 1 to 2544 and encodes 847 amino acids. Gene Ontology annotation, molecular function: RNA polymerase binding; transcription coregulator activity.